CUUGCCCCCCAUUGGCUGAGCUCCGAAAUGAGUGCUCUGCUUCUGCUGUUGAUUGGUUUAGUGAGUACAAACGACAUGUCCAGUAAAGACUGCUAUAUGUCCGGACAUCCCGGUGUUCCUGGAGACCCCGGACACAAUGGCAUUCCAGGCCGAGACGGACGGGAUGGAGCGAAAGGCGACAAAGGGGACCAAGGUCCAAUCGGAGUCUGUGGUACACCCGGAAAAGAUGGAAAGAUGGGGGAAAAGGGAGUGGAAGGAGCUGCUGGCAUCCCAGGUAUAAAAGGAAGAAGAGGGGAAACUGGAGAAAGAGGGCCCCCAGGGAAAAUGGGACCUCAGGGGCUGCCAGGGCCUCUAGGCUACAAGGGUCAGAAAGGGGAAUUAGGCCUUCCUGGACCGCAAGGCAUAAAAGGGGAUACUGGCUCUGAGGGACCACAGGGACCUCAAGGAUUAACGGGCCCGCAAGGCGAAACUGGCCUUACCGGCCCCAUCGGACCCACUGGACGGCAAGGCCCCAAAGGAGAAGUUGGGUACCCUGGUGAGAAAGGAAUUUUAGGGCUCCGAGGUGAGAAGGGGCAGCGGGGUGAUACCGGAGAAAAAGGAGAUAAGGGGGAUACGCCCAACCUUCCUAAAAGUGCCUUCACUGUUGGGCUGACAGAGCACACUAAGCUGCCUUCUGCCAAUACCCCGAUCAAGUUUGAUAAGAUCAUUUACAAUCGUCAGAAUCACUAUGACCCAUCCACCGGCCGGUUCACAUGUGCCGCCUCAGGAACGUAUUAUUUCACAUACCACAUCACCGUCUACUCCAAGAACGUUAAGGUGGCUUUAAUGAAGAACGGCACCCCUGUGAUAUACACAAUGGACAAGUACCAAAACAGUGAGGACCAGGCGUCGGGAGGCGCUGUGCUGCAACUCAAGGCCGGGGACAAGGUGUGGCUGCAGGUGUAUGGAGGGGAAUUCUUCAAUGGCCUCUUCGCAGAUGAUGACGAUGACACCACGUUUUCGGGGUUUUUGUUAUUUGCUGACACCCUAACUGACUGCUCCAGGCGGGCACAGGGGCACAUGAGAACUGGCACGCACCGUUCUGCGGUUGAUUGGGGUGCUUGGUUGAUCGCCUAUUCGCGUGACUGCAGCCCCUGCGCUCAGACACACCGUAAAAGGGAAUCGAGAGGACGGAAGGUUAAAGCAGAAGUAAAAGGAAAUGGCGGACAUCCUCAAGAGAUGGCCCAAGUGGCAUUGCUGUAUUUGUGCGCUCUUGUCAAUAUCAUAUCUGUCUACUCGGCGGCGGACAAUCCGUGUCUUGCCGGCAUUCCUGGUAUGCCAGGCUCACAAGGACUUCCGGGCAGAGAUGGCAGGGAUGGAGCAUAUGGACCCAAGGGUGAAAAAGGAGAUCCAGGACCACGUGGAGAAAGAGGUCUAAUUGGCCCCCCAGGUAAAGUUGGACCUCCAGGAUCUUUUAUUCAGCAAGAACAAUUCACUGGAGUAGUUGGAUUCCACGUGGGCCUAAAAGAUGGCUUUCCGACUCCUGGCUCCCCGAUUAUAUUCCCCCAUGUCUGGUAUAAUGACCAAGAGGCAUACAGUACAGAGUCGGGUAAAUUCACUGCCCCUCUUUCUGGACUCUACUUCUUUACUUACCACAUUACGGUUUUCAAAACAGAUAUGUGGGUGACACUAAGGAAGAACAGCAACAUCAUUCAGUAUACGUACAACAGUAACGAUUUUUCCAAAAGCCUCCAUGCCUCUGGCUCUUCUCUUCUGAAGCUGAAUAAAGGAGAUCAAAUCUGGCUUCAAGUCCAUGAAAACCGCAAUGGCCUCUACGCAGACAACGAUGAUGACACCACUUUCACUGGCUUUCUGCUGCAGCAGCUUCCGUCUUAGCGCCCACAUAAGACUAUGAAGCGUAACUAGAGUUCUCCAUGCAUUUCGUGCCCUACACCCUUACCGAGGUAAUGUCCUGCAUGCAGUUUAUGCACAAGGAGGCAUUCUG
Molecule: messenger RNA, 1984 nt
Organism: Erpetoichthys calabaricus (reedfish)
Lineage: Eukaryota; Metazoa; Chordata; Cladistia; Polypteriformes; Polypteridae
Gene: c1qtnf9
Product: C1q and TNF related 9
Exons: 6
Coding region: 28-1875 (615 amino acids)
Molecular function (GO): protein binding
Source: RefSeq, a predicted model, not a curated record